Messenger RNA from Brassica napus (rape), 3581 nucleotides. RefSeq lists its product as uncharacterized. The transcript is spliced from 2 exons. The record is from RefSeq and is a predicted model, not a curated record. The coding region runs from base 2025 to 3536 and encodes 503 amino acids. Lineage: Eukaryota; Viridiplantae; Streptophyta; Magnoliopsida; Brassicales; Brassicaceae.
UACAUUUCUUUCUCGAUAGAAAGGAGCCUUCAACGGCGACAAACCCUAAAAUCCCCGACUCCUCCAUUUUCUUCGUUUCUUCUUCUUUCUCUGUGAUAAUCGAGUUCGCCCAUCUCCGAAUUGACUUCAUGCGUAUUUGUAAGUGAUUUAUUGUGGUUGAUUCUCUGUGAUAUGUAUUUUAGGUUAAAAAAUUGGAAAAAAAUUAUCAAUAGACGAAACUAAAGUAUUGUGCUAGUUUGUGGUAUGAAAUUGGGAGAGACAUGGUGAAAUUGUGCGAUUUAUGUUAUGAAUAUGUUAUGAUAGAAACUAUUUUGGGGAUUGAUUUUAGACUCCUAUUUUAGAUGAAAUUGUGCGAUUUUCAUAUGUUUUUUUUACUGAAUAAGUUGAAUUGGUAAGAUGCUUGUUAAACCCGAGACUAUAAAUUAGGGAUAAAAUAUAUAUGAAUCGGAUAUGUUUGGUUUUAAUGGGAGUUAAUUGAUGUUGUGUUGUUGUUUGCGGUUUGCAUUUAGAGUGAUUUAGUGUUGUAAUGUCUUGUACAGGAAAGUUAUGAAGGGAAAUAAAAAGGUGGCAAAGAAUAAGGGAGUCCCCAAUGAAAGGCGUCGUCUAUCUCUUAGGCCGAGAACGACCCCAAUUACAAAAACAUCAGUAAUUCCUGAGGGGAGUAAGAAGAGUAAGAAUAGUAAGAAGAGUACGCAAGAGAGAGAACCGAGUCACAUAUCGCUCUCAGUCACAGAUGAGUCCGAAAGGGAGGGGUCUGAAAGUGAGGUAUAUAUUUUGUAUUCAUUGUAACUGUUAGUGAAAAAUGCUGACUUGUAAUUAGUAGUACUGCUAGACUUCUUGUAUUACUAGCAUUACUAGACUUCUUGUAUUACUAGCAUUACUAGCAUUACUAACAUUACUAGCAUUACUAACAUGUAUAUAUGUAUUUUCAGAGGAGUAAGAAGAGUACGCCAGAGAGAGAACCGAGUUACCAAUCGCGCUCAAUCUCAGAUGAAUCCGAAAGGGAGGGGUCCGAAAGUGAGGUAUAUAUUUUGUAUCAUUGUUACUGUUAGUGAGAAAUGAUGACUUGUAAUUAGUAGUACUAAUAGACUUCUUGUAUUACUAGCAUUACUAAGUACUAGCAUUACUAAGACUUCUUGUAUGUAUUUUCAUUGCAGGAGGAAAUGCAACCACCGCAACCCCUUGAGUUAUACUUCAAAAGCAGGGAGUUCACGAAGAUUUGCAAGAUACAAACCAAGUGCUAUGUGAGCGCAACAGUAAAAGUCAUCAAGGAGACGCUUAAGAAGGAUCAGGCCGAAUGGUUCACGAGCCAUUCCCAGUUUCGACAUUUCUUUCACAUGCCAGAGGAACCAAACCUGAAGCUCCAAGGGAUGUGGAUGUUACUCCUGCACACCAUUUGUACUCCAGAAGAUGAUGUUGCAUGGUUUGCGGUUAAUGGUGUACCCAUCUGCUAUUCUAUGAGGGAGCACGCCCUCAUCUCUGGCUUAGACUGCACUGAGUAUCCGAGAAAAUAUAAGAAGAUCGGGGGUCAUGAGUUCGUGAAUUACUACUUCCAUGACAUAGAGAAGAUCACCAUCACUGAUGUGAAGCAGAAGCUGUUGUCUAUGCCGGAUUGUCCAGAUAAAUUGAAGAUGGCUGUCUUAUUUUUCCUUGGUACUGUUAUCAGAGGAAAGCCAAGGUAUGAGGGAAAUUUAGACUCCUUCAUAUUGAGGAUGGUGGAUGAUUUGGAUGCUUGCAAAACAUUUCCCUGGGGUCGUCUAACAUUUGAAGAUUCAAUAAGGGAGAUUAAGCAUGUGAUGAACCAAUUAAAGGGAGAAGUGACAAAAGAUGCAGUCUCCUUUCCUGGUUUCAUAGUCCCCUUAGAGGUAAGCAUAUAAUUUAGUAAAAGUUUUAGUUGUUAAAUAAUUGAAAAUCUGACAUGUAUGUGACACUGGAUUCUAUAGGUUCUGGCUUUUGAGUGUAUUCCUGCUCUGGGGAAAGAGUUUAGAAUCUAUCAAAAGAAUCCUUGUGCGGACUGUCCAAGGAUGUGCAAGAGCCGGUUUACAAAGACCAGUAUGAGGGGCUAUCCUUUGGAAGACAUAUACCGAGCGCUUGGAGACACAAAGACUAUUCACAGUGUGUUGGAACCAAAUAUUGGUGAGGAAAUGUUGUUGGCUCGUAUCAUUGACUUGGAACGAGAGUAUGACCGUCAGGGCAGCCCAAGCGAGACUUGGAACCACUGGUUAACUGUGAAGCAGAAGAGUAUUUGGUGGGAAGAGCUGUAUGAUUUAGAUCAAGCUGCACGAGUGUUUACAAAAAAGAAGGACGAAGAAAAGGUGACGUUUGCAGAAGCAUCAUCCUCUGAUUCGAGCUUGCAAGGUCUGGAAAAUAGGCUUUUGGAUUUCAUGGGAGAAGCAUUUGUUGGACUUAACUUUACGGUGGAGACAAAGCUGGAGGCUGUUGAUUUGAGGCUGGGUGGAAUUGAAAAGAACCAGCGGCUGUUGAGAUGCAGGGCUAAAAAAAUAGAAAAAAGGCUAACAUCUAUCGAGAAUAAGGUGAGUGAGAAGCCGAAUCGUGGUGAAGACAUGGAUUUUGGACAGUGCGAUAGUACGGAUUUUGGACAGUGGGAUGUGAAGGAAAAAGAUGAUGCUGAGGAAGAAGAGAAGGAGAAGAGUGACAAAGAGAAGGAGAAGAGUGGAGAGGUUGAUAAAGAUAAGGAAAACAGCGAGACUGAUGAGGAAAAUGAUAGUGAGCGAGAGUUGAACGAACUGAAGGAGAGAUGUAGAGUACAGGCUGAUCAACUAUGGAGGGAAGUAGAGGCAGCUGAGGCUGAAGAGGAUCAAGCAAAUGACGAAAGGAAAGAGGCUGCAACCAAUGAGGAAAACAUUGAGAAUAGUGAGGAUGAUGAGAAAGUGGAGGCAUCUGAGUCUCCAAACAGUGAGCCUCGUUUUGAGUCUCCGAUCAAUGAGCCUCGUUUUGAGUCUCCGAUCAAUGAGCCUCGGGUUGAAGCAGAUAAAACUCCAACACCACCAUCUGGUGGUAGGACUAAGGCAAUGGCUGCGAGGAGAGUAGUUCAUUCACCACCAAAUAUGUGGCCAGUAGUGGUGGAAGCCAAGGAAAAAGCUAUUGAGAAAGCUGUGGAGUUAGAGAAAAAAACUAGUGAGGAAGUUGUGGAGGCAGAGGAAAAAACUAGUGAGAAAGCUGUGGAGGCAGAGGAAAAAACUAGUGAGACAGUUGUGGAGGCAGAGGAAAAAACUAGUGAGAAAGCUGUGGAGGCAGAGGAAAAAACUAGUGAGAAAGUUGUGGAGAGGAUGGAUGGGACCAAGGAAGCUACGAGGCCUAGGAUCAGGCAUAGAUGCAAGGAGAAGACAAUGACGUCUGGCAAACCGACUCCUAAGAGGAGGGGCAGACCAAGGAGGAGUAUUGCUGAUGCUGCACCAAAGAAGAGUGAUUGCACACCACAUGCAUCUAAGGGAAGAGGGAAGAGGAAGUGUGAACCAUCACAGUGGGUGCAGACUCCUUUCACGAGGGGGAAGAAGCCUAAAACAAAGGCUUAGCCUAGGAGAAGCCUUAUGUAUUUAAGAUGUUAAUUUAAGUAUUUU